This is a messenger RNA of Rotaria sp. Silwood2, 273 nucleotides long. The record is from the annotation of a GenBank genome assembly. NCBI's taxonomy places the organism in Eukaryota, Metazoa, Rotifera, Eurotatoria, Philodinida, Philodinidae.
AUGAGAGCGAAGAAAAAAAAGGAAAAUAAUAAUGCUGCAUAUUGUCAAAGGUAUCGUCAGAAAAUUCAAUUAAAAUGUUUACAAUCAAAAAAUUUUGAUAAAGAAUAUAGAAAAUAUGUAGCAGCGAGGCAAGCAUUAUAUCGAGCAAAGAAGAAACAACAACAAGAACAACAACCAAUACAAUUAACAUCAACAAUUACAGUAUCAAGAAAUGAUCUUCGAAAAGAUGAAGGUAUUCAACGUCGUCGUCAAAACACAAAAAAAUUUAAAUGA